UAUCCUCAAACGCGACACCACAACUCCAUUUUCUCGAGGACUCCGUGUAGGCCGCUCCAUUUUAGCCCAGAACACAGCCACGGAGCGCGUCCCUGGCUUCGACUGGUCACCACAAGUUGUUAAAGUCGGUUUAGGGCUUCGUUGAGCUUUUUUAACCACCGUAUUUAUUGUUUUUGUAAUUUAUUUUAGACGUUAAUAAGUAGGAGGAGACAGUCGCACUAGCGGUUGUAGUUAGCCGUCAAGCUAACCUAGCUCACUUUUAGCAGUUUUUUUUCUUCCCUCGACUGACUCAACAUCCACAGAAUCUACAGUUGGAGAAUUUCAAAAUGAGUGCUGCCUCCUCCCAAAAAGUUGUCCUGAAAAGCACCACCAAAGUGUCUCUGAAUGAGCGCUUCACUAACAUGCUGAAGAACAAGCAGCCUGCUGUGGUAAGCAUUCGAGCCACCAUGCAACAGCAGCAUUUGGCUAGCGCCCGCAACCGUCGGCUGGCCCAGCAGAUGGAGAACCGGCCCUCGGUGCAAGCUGCACUGAACCACAAGCAGAGCCUGAAGCAGCGCCUGGGGAAGAGCAGCAUUCAGGCCAGACUGGGCCGACCCAUGGGCACCAUGAUGCGCGGAGGACCGGGAGGCAGAGGUGGGAUUCGGGGGAUGAGCAGAGGAGGCAUGAGAGGAGGAGGAGGAGGACGAGGAGGAUUGAUGGGAGGACCCCUGUUUUCCCUCAGAGGGAAGCGGGGUUCUGUAGGAGGACCCAUGCGAGGCCGUGGCUCCGUCGGCCGAUUAGCCAUGCGCAGGGGAGGCCGGCAUCGUGGAGGAGGUGCUGGAAGAGGAGUCCGAGGAGGCAUCACCAGAGGACGCGGCGGAUUGAGAGGACGGGGCGGGUUUCCAGGACGAGGUGGACGAGGCCGUGGGCGGGGCAGAGGAGUAGGCAGGCCGGUUGUCACUCGUGAACAAUUGGACAACCAGCUGGACGCCUACAUGUCAAAGACCAAAGGCCACCUGGACGCUGAGCUGGAUGCCUACAUGGCUCAGGCGGACCCCGACAGCAUGGAGUAACCGAGCCUGCACACCUGGCCGCAGCAGCUCACAUGUACUGUGUAGUGUAGACAGCAGACGGCUGCCCAUCAGUGCGGAGAACGUGGUCAGACGCAGCAGCAGCUGCCUCCUGCAGACACCACAUCUUUAAAUGAAGACAUCCAUAAUCUUGGUAGACCUCUGUGCUGUUCCUCGUGCUGUCUUUUGUUUGUUUUUUUUGUUUUGUUUUUAUACAAAGCUGCCAGCUUGUCAGCUAUCGUUCUUCUUUUACCGUCUGCAUCUUUAGUUUUUGUUCAUUUCAGUGCACAACUUCUUCCAAACAGUUAAAAGAAUACAAGUGUUGUUUUAAGCCAAAUACGUUUUUUCUUAAUUUGACUACAUGUGAGCGGAGGUCUGUGAAACAUUUGUGUUCUGGGCUAAAGUAAAAAUGUAUAUUUUAAAUCAAAUGUUCUCUGAA
Oryzias melastigma (Indian medaka) is the source of this 1488-nucleotide messenger RNA. It is a transcript of the gene chtopa, whose product is annotated as chromatin target of PRMT1a. The record is from RefSeq and is a predicted model, not a curated record. The transcript is spliced from 6 exons. Bases 327 to 1052 code for a protein of 241 amino acids. Lineage: Eukaryota; Metazoa; Chordata; Actinopteri; Beloniformes; Adrianichthyidae.